Eurytemora carolleeae is the source of this 1080-nucleotide messenger RNA. Its product is annotated as tectonin beta-propeller repeat-containing protein 1. The record is from RefSeq and is a predicted model, not a curated record. The transcript has 12 exons. The coding region runs from base 25 to 1065 and encodes 346 amino acids. NCBI's taxonomy places the organism in Eukaryota, Metazoa, Arthropoda, Copepoda, Calanoida, Temoridae.
AAUGACGUAAUUAUUUCAGAGAAUAUGCCUCUAACUGUAUAUUCUGAGGCUGGUUGUAACGGAACCUCUAAAGUUCUGAAGGAUAGUGAGGUUAACCUCGCCAAGGCAGGAGUCAAGUUUACUAUUCAGUCUGCUGUAGUGGAUGGAAAUCCCUGGAUAUUGUACACGGAGGAGAGAUAUCAAGGAUUUCUAGCUAUACUUGAAGAAGGAAGGUAUGAAGAUCUAUCUGUGCUGGGUGUACCAGCAGACAGCAAGGUCAGCUCUGUUAAACUCAAGAAGGAAUCCCUAGGAAACCCACAGAUAACACUCUUCAAUACUGCAACCUUUACAGAUGAAAGUAUUCCCUGGACUGUUCUUCUGGAUUCUACUGCUUCCAAGAUUAAAUGUAUCAGUGCUGGGGGAGCAGGGGUUUGGGCCGUUAAACAGGACUAUACGGUGAUGUAUAACGAAGGUACUGGGCACGGAGCUGAUGGACCUGGAUCAGCAUGGACUUCUGUUAUGGGGAAAAUGAGGCAGAUUUCUGUAGGAUCUCAGGUUGUGUGGGGUGUAAAUACAGCUGACGAGGUAUUUGUCAGGGUUGGGUUGAGUGCUGAUGAACCGAGAGGAAAAGAGUGGACUAAGAUUGACGGAAACAUGAAAACUGUCAGUGUUGGUCCUAAUGGAGUAUGUUGGGCUGUGGAUAAGAAGGAUACAGUCUGGAGAAGACUAGGAGCUAAGGAUUCUAACCCCAUAGGAACCAAGUGGCAAUCCGUAACAGGUCGUCUUUCUCAUAUAUCUGUCGGAGGUUCCGGAGUUUGGGGAAUAUCUCCUAAAAAUGAGGUUAUGUACCGUGAUCAAACCUAUGGGCUGCCAGGGGAUGGAGAGGGGUCAGGGUGGACCAAGGUUGACGGAAUGCUUGUAUCUGUAUGCAGCAGUAAUGACGGUGUAUGGGGUGUAUCAGCUAAUGGAGAACUAUGGUUUAGAGCUGGAUUAGACCAGGGUAAUCCAAUGGGAUUUAAUUGGUUCAAAGUUAGAACAGGAGCAGAGAAGAAUAUUGAGUGGAAAAUGGUAAAUUUAUCUUUAUAGUAACGCUCUUCGCUU